This is a messenger RNA of Myripristis murdjan (pinecone soldierfish), 3366 nucleotides long. RefSeq names its product olfactomedin-like 3b (gene olfml3b). The transcript is spliced from 3 exons. The coding region runs from base 1 to 1308 and encodes 435 amino acids. Lineage: Eukaryota; Metazoa; Chordata; Actinopteri; Holocentriformes; Holocentridae. Gene Ontology annotation, biological process: signal transduction. The record is from RefSeq and is a predicted model, not a curated record.
AUGUUUUCAGCUCCUCCCUGUGUGCUUAGUAAAACAUUCCAGUCCAGCUCUGGGACUCUGCUGGUUCCUCCAGACACUCUCACUCAGCUCCGCUCAAAAUCUGGACGAGCAACAGGAGUGACUGACCCUGACACAAAAAUGAGAGGACUUGUUGUCUUGGUUACUUUGGCGUGCUUUGCCAGUGCUCAACACCAAGCACUGAUUGAUUACUUGGAGCGGCGACUGCUUGCUAUUGAGGAUCGCAUCUCGCUGUGGCAUGAACAGACCAACCGCUACGCCACAGAGCUGCGGGAGCUGAAGCAGCAGAUGGUCGCCCAGCUGGAGAACCUGGACAAAGAGAAUGAGGUUCUGCGUAACACUCUCGAAAGCGUGGGAGCACGUGUGGACCGUGUUGAGCGCGAGAUGGACUACCUGGAGACCCAAAAUGGGGCCCAGCCGUGUGUGGAUAUGGACGACAAGCUGAUGGAGCAGCAGGUGACACAGGUGAAGGAGGACAACAAGGCCAAGUAUGCAAAGCUCUCAGACUGUCGGGACAUGAUCUCCAGCAUAAAGGCCAUGAAAAUCUUGAAGAAACUUGGAGGUCCAAAGGGCACAUGGAGCAAAGACGUGAGCCGCGGCUCUGGGAGGGUUUACAUCUUUAACGGGACAGAUGGAGACACCAUCCAUGAGUUUGCCACUGUGCACGACUUCACCGGCUCCCUGGGCUUUACCCGGGCCAAAGCUGUGACGCUGCCCUCUGCCUGGAGGGGAACAGGCCACGUCAUCUACAACAGCCACGCAUAUUACGUGAAGCAGGGAGAAGAGGUGGAGCUGGUCAAGUAUGACAUGAGGAACGGCUCUGUGACAGAUACCGCAGUGUUCCCCGUGCAGGAUAACCUCCCGGUGUACAGUCUGACCCCCGAGACUGUAGUGGACCUUGCUGUGGAUGAGGAAGGCCUGUGGGCAAUCUACGCCACACGGGAGAAUGACAGGUACAUCUCCAUGGCAAAGAUGGACGCCAAGUCGCUGGACACCGAGCAGAUGUGGGACACGACAUGUCCGAGGGAGAACGCAGAGGCGGCUUUUGUCAUCUGCGGCACGCUGUAUGUGGUUUACAACACCAAGCAGCCAGGCCGCUCACGUGUCCAGUGUGUGUUUGACGUCAACGGCAUGGUGACCAGCGAUGACGCGCCUCUGGUUUACUUCCCAAAGCGCUACGGGGCUCACUCCAGCCUGAAGUACAACCCGCUGGAGCAGCUUCUCUACGCCUGGGACGACGGCUACCAGAUCCUCUACAAGCUGGUGAUGAAAAAGAAACUGGAGGUGUGAGCUGAGACCCCAGCCAGCACCCGCCCGCCACACCCUCUCACCCCCCACCUACUCACACAUACAGUACACACGUGAUUUAAAGCUACAGUGCGGAGCUUUUACUGUUUUUCUUUGCAUGAAGAUUGAAAGAAACCCGUAAGUUUACUUCUCAAGCAACAUUUCAUUUACUGCCAGAGGAGGGAAACAAAUCCUACAGGACUGGACGGUUCCGUACUGCAGAUUUAAGUCUGAAUUUUCAAUAAACACAUUCAAAAGUGCUGGAGUCUUAAAAAAAAGGGCAAAUACUACCAGUUGUGAAGGUUGCACAUAUUUUCAGUGUUUUACAAGGUUCAGCUCUAUAUGAUUUCAUCUGCACAGCACAGUUUCUCUUGGCUGUGCAGACUUAUUGCUAAUCAGACUGCACUUCCACCUUUACAGCAGUUGUUUCUUAGUCAGCUCUAAUGGUGAGCCGACAUGAAAAUGCUGACUAACCUGUGAUCUGUUGUGCUACUGUCAAGUUUCAAGGUGGGGCCGCUUUAAGGUCAAGCCGCAAAAUAUGGAGAACGUCAUAAUUUCAACCUGGUAAAUUACACACUUAAACCCUCACCUUAAUCGCACUGAGACUCAAUGCCUAACUGAAAAUAUGGCAUCAUUAAUUUUAGAGGAAACAACUAUUUUUGACCUUGGUUGCUGAGUGGAGACCCAAAUAAUAUUUUACACAUUUCCUUGAAAGGCAUUUUCCCCCAUGAAUGCGCCAUUUACUAUGGAAACAUUUGUCAUAGAAAAUGCAAAGCUCCUUUACAGAGAGAAUAAAUAUUUGUUGUAAAAGGGGAGUCUGGAUCUGACUUGACUGAAACAGCUGACGUCAUGAGCUGUGUGGUCUGAUUAGUAGAUACAUGAUGGCAUUAACUAUUUUUGAGCAGGUAUCUUGUAGCCGUGGAUGUUGCUGUAAAGCUUAAGCCUUUCUGAAACUUCGAUGAAAAGCUAAAAAAUAUACUUGCAACGUGCAAAUGCUUAGCCAAAGUGUAAUGAGAGAAUUUAUUUGCUGUAGGACUAACUGUACGGUAGCACAAAGACAAAAGUAGUACAGUGUAAGUAGGAUCACACAGGCUCUGAUGCUGCUGAGCCAAAUUAUUUAAUAUCUAUUGUAUUCUAUUAUAAAUCAAGGCGAUGCUUUGUUUGAGACAGUUCAGCAUGAUGAAAGUUUUUUGCCUCAAAUUACAUUUUGUAGCUUUUUUUAAUAUAAUAUGUGUGUUUUCACAAAGUUCUGCUGAUGAACAUUCAAAGGGUGUGAAAACAAGAGACUGGUGGGACAAAAACACAGCAAUGUCACUGAGGCAGGUACAAGACGAAAGUUAUGAGUACAGAUGGCAUAUUCUUACACUUGCAACGAGCUGGCUAGCACUGUUACCUUUGUCUUUUUAUGCCUCAUGUGUGUUAUCUAUUAGAAACUGAGAGGUUUCAUUACAAAAUGCUAUGCCGCUUGGACAAACUCUCUGCUGCAAAAACCCGCCAUUUCUGAAAAGUGAUUGUAACUGAUGAUAAAUGAUGAUCUAUUUUUUUAACCAACUUUUGCAACUUCAGUGUGGUUUAUCUGUCAUGUCAGCAGGAAAUGGAUGUUUUUUUUUUUUUUUUUCCAUAUCUCAAGUUAUUCAGUUAAUAAUUCCUGUCACCUUGCAGUUUUUUGAACGUGGGCUGCUUGGCCUACAGGCUACAUCACACUGAACAGUCUUACAAGAUAAAACACAUCAAUUACUUUCAAAAUCAGAGUUUUGUUGUGUUCAAAGUGAAACAAUUUUUCAAUCUUUAGGUUGAGUGAAUUUUACAGUAUUAAGGAAACAGCAUGGCUCUCAAAAUGGUUUGUUGCUGUUACUUGUUUUUAUGACAUAAAAUUACCAAAAUUAGCAAAGAGCACCAAUAUUUGGAAUUCUGUCAUCAUUUUGACACAUUUAUUUAUUUCUGCUUGAAAAAUUACAUUUCUGUCUCCAGCUGUAUUCAUUUCUUCUUUAUGCCUGUUAUAUUGCACAUUGCAUUGCACACUAUCAUCUAUUUCAACCCUACAUUAUGGAUCACUAUCAA